Messenger RNA from Agrilus planipennis (emerald ash borer), 508 nucleotides. RefSeq names its product cuticle protein 16.5-like. The coding region runs from base 68 to 409 and encodes 113 amino acids. The transcript is spliced from 3 exons. Lineage: Eukaryota; Metazoa; Arthropoda; Insecta; Coleoptera; Buprestidae. The record is from RefSeq and is a predicted model, not a curated record.
AUUGCUUUUCAGAGGUCCAUAAGUUUCAUACUGGUCUGAAGCCGUCAACCAAAACACAUAAUUCAUCAUGAACUCAUUGAUAAUUUCAUUUUUCUGCGUUGCUAUCGCAGCAGCAUCGUGUUCAGUUCUUGGAUACGCUGGUCCGUUGUAUGGAGGUGUUGGACUUAAAGGACCAUCCGCUGGAGCCACUGUUUCUGGACCAUCAGGAACAAUUACAGCUGCUUCAGAUUCCGGUGCCGUUGGAGCUGCUCCAGGUGUAGCUGCCGCUUAUGCUGCUGCUCCAUUAGUUGUUGCCCCAGCCCCAGCUGUAUUACCCGCUGGACCAGCCGUUGUUGAAGCAAGAACCGCACCUUGGGCUGCUUGGGGUGCAGCUCCGUGGGCACCAGCUGCCGUUAGAACCAUUUGGUAAGGAAUACGUAUAAAGAAACAGAGUUUUGUGAAUAAGAUGUACAAAUCAAUUGGUGUAAAUAUGAUGAAAUAAUUGUAAUAAAGUCAAUUUCCCUAAAUA